This is a messenger RNA of Mustela lutreola (European mink), 410 nucleotides long. It is a transcript of the gene C4H10orf53, whose product is annotated as chromosome 4 C10orf53 homolog. The transcript is spliced from 3 exons. The record is from RefSeq and is a predicted model, not a curated record. The coding region runs from base 1 to 282 and encodes 93 amino acids. Lineage: Eukaryota; Metazoa; Chordata; Mammalia; Carnivora; Mustelidae.
AUGCCGAAGGAUGCGGUGGUCAUCAUUCGCUAUGGGCCGUACAGUGCAGUUGGCCUAUCUGUGGAGUACCGCACCUUCCGUCUAGAGGGCCUACAAGCUGUGUUGACCAGAGAUGGACACAAGGUCAUCCUAGAGAAGAUAGAAGACUGGAAUGUGGUGGAACUCAUGGUGAACGAAGAAAUUGUCUUUCAUUGUAACAUCCAAGACUUGGAGUUCGGAGGUGAUGGCAAACUAGACCCUCUGUGUGAAGAGGCCAGGAUAGCCGUCCUAAAUGCCUACUGAUCUCCUUGUCCGAACGGGCUCUGAAGUCAAGAGAACAGCAGCUACCUCUGGCCCUUCUGUGCAGCAAAAAAGCAGCCUGAGCCUUUGAAGGCUCUCGCAAUCCCAGGUAAGGCCAGCCUGUCCUUCAG